AGACGGCGGCUGACUCUUUCUCUCUCUCGGCUGCUGCUGUUGCUCACACAUACUGGAAAUCAGUCACGACCGCGACUAUCAAACAGUCUGGACGCUCGUCACAUCCGAUCGUCGAUCGUUUGAUUUCUUCCCAAACAACUUCAUCAAGUGUUAUCCCAUAAGCCUAUUAUACAGUUCGCCCAUCAUUUUUUGACUAUAUUCGUUCGUGUUUGGCGCCGAGUGUGUGAAAUUAUUAUUUUUUGAAAUUUGAAUAACCCGCGAAAUUUGAAAUUCGUUGAGAUGAUGACGGAACAACAACCACAGCAGGCGGUGGAGAAUAAUAAGAGGCGAUCUACUUCGAUGCUGGACGAUAGUAAUAGCAACGAGAGUAGCGGGAGUCUCAACAGCAGGAGUGGGUCGUCGGCCGACAGCUGCCGGAGUCACAGCAGCAGCGUCGACAUCGAGACGAAUGGAUCGGCCGACGAAGGGCCUCAACAGCGUCGCUCACACGUCGAUAUGGUGGCCGCUCUGUCGACGGUAGUACCCGUCAAUCCUCCGCUGACAGUGGCCGAUUCCCUGUCGCCGGCCAAGCCAGCCCUGCUGGCCGUCCCGGCCCAGCAUCAACACGAAGUCCCGGCCACUUCCACCGGCAACAAAUUGAGUCUCAAUCAUCACGUCAGCCAUUUGUACACGAUCGAGGCCAUUCUGGGACUCAACAAUCAACACCCCAAAGAAAAAGACGGGCCGGGGGCUAGACACCAGGCCAAACUCUUCCGUGAAAUGUCCGAGGCCCAUCACCACCACCACCACCACCAUCACUUCAAUCAGCCACAUGAGACGGACGUCCAGCAUCAGGAGUCGCUGCUGGGUCAUCAGCGGGCCGGCGAGUUGAGCAGCGAUGAAGAUGAGCCUUCCGUCAAGGGCGGAGGGAUGAACGGCGGCGAAGGAUCCGGCGGAGGAGGUGGCGGUGGGGCUGGAAGCAGCGGCGGCGGCAACAGCAAGAAACACCGUCGCAACCGGACGACGUUCACGACGUUCCAGCUGCACGAGCUGGAACGGGCCUUUGAGAAAUCCCACUACCCGGACGUCUACAGUCGCGAGGAGCUGGCCAUGAAAGUCAAUCUGCCGGAAGUCCGAGUUCAAGUCUGGUUUCAAAAUCGGCGGGCCAAAUGGCGUCGCCAGGAGAAGAUGGAAGCGUCGCAACAGCUGCGCAAAUUCCAGCAGGAAUUCUCGGCCAUGAUUCCGGCGGCUGCUGCAACUACUCCGCGCUACAACAACAACAACAACAACGGCGGGGGGUCGGCGGUGGUGGCGGCGGCUGCGGCGGCCGCCGCCGGACUGCCGGCCCACCUGGACCAUUGGCUGUCGUUGACUUCCGGGGCGGCCAUGGCCUACCACCAGGCGGCGGCGGCGGCAGCGGCCGCUUCGGCCUAUCCGCCGGCGGCGUCUUACCUCAUGCCCAGCAUGAUGGCCACAACGCCUCUGAUGGGCCAAGUCCAGUCUCAGCCGGCCCAUCACGGAGUCCAGCACCGACCGACGGCCACACCGUCGCCACCGUCCAGCGGCUCACUGACCAUCAACUCCCGCGACUCGCCCGACAUCGUUGCCACUCCAACCUCGCGAUUCCGUCGCGGUGAUUCCAAACCGCUUUAGUUUAACUUUUAAAUCUAAUUAAUUUUUAUUUUAUUUUAAAUUCAAUCCCGGCUGAUUUUUUAAAAAUUAUUAUUUCCACAAAUAAUCGUCAGCCGAAAUCAUUUGAAACGUUUGAUUUCUAUAUGCCCACGUAUAUUAUGUCCAUUCCGUGUGUAAUUUGUGUAUUCUGAUUUUGGUUUAAUUUUCUGUUUAAUUAUAUAACAUUUUUUCGCAGUCGUGAUGAUAUCCUCCGUGUUAUAAUAAAAACAGUACGGUCUAAAUAGAAAUUCUAUAAAUAAUAUUCAUGUGCAAUUUUUCUGAUUGUUGAACACUAAAUCGCUUGCGUAAUUCUUUGAAAUGAACGUAUACAUUAUAAUAUGCUCCCCCCCCCUAUAUAUCAUAAUAGUUUUUUCGCCGGAAAUCAUUUCUCUUGCAUAACCGUACAUUCGUGUAAAUAUAAUGAUAUCGACAUCAUUCCAACCACCGAGAGUUUCAAUAAACCUGAAAUCAUAUCCGUAAA
This is a messenger RNA of Daphnia pulex (common water flea), 2131 nucleotides long. Its product is annotated as retinal homeobox protein Rx-B-like. The record is from RefSeq and is a predicted model, not a curated record. The coding region runs from base 280 to 1632 and encodes 450 amino acids. Gene Ontology annotation, biological process: positive regulation of transcription by RNA polymerase II. The transcript is spliced from 3 exons. Gene Ontology annotation, molecular function: RNA polymerase II cis-regulatory region sequence-specific DNA binding; DNA-binding transcription factor activity, RNA polymerase II-specific. NCBI's taxonomy places the organism in Eukaryota, Metazoa, Arthropoda, Branchiopoda, Diplostraca, Daphniidae.